This is a messenger RNA of Symbiodinium natans, 501 nucleotides long. Lineage: Eukaryota; Dinophyceae; Suessiales; Symbiodiniaceae. The record is from the annotation of a GenBank genome assembly.
AUGCAGAUUUACUUGCAAACGAUGGCUGGCAAGGUCAUUCUAGUGUCGGUUGAGCCAUCUGAGACUAUCAAGUCCGCGAAGGCCAAGGUCCAGGAAGCUGAGGGGUUCAUCGCUUCACAGCGGUGGAUCUGCUGUGGGCAGGAGUUGUUGGACAGACUAACCUUCGAAGACCACGACAUUCAAGCAGAAUCUACAAUUGACAUGGUGCUGUCACCGAAAAAGAUUCGGAUCUCGAUCCGCACGCUCACAGGUGGUUUGCUAAACAUCCAAACGGAGGAGCAAGCCUCUGUCGAGUCCCUGAAAGCCCAGAUCGAAGAAGCUGCACCAGGUUGCUUUGAGGGCGUGGCACCGGAGUAUCGCGCUUGGGUCUUCAAAGGUCGAUCACUAGAAGAUGGCCGCAACCUGUCCGAUUACAGCAUCGAAUCAGGCAGCACCAUCUGGCUAGCAGUGCGCAAGAACGCUCGGAGACUACCUGAAGAGCUUCCAGCAGAACCGGAUUAG